AUGAUCGUAACAGGUGAUGAUCCUGACGAAAGAAAAGCAUUGCAAGAGUACUUAUCUAAGGAGUUUGAGAUGAAAGAUCUUGGUACACUUAAGUAUUUUCUUGGGAUAGAAGUAUCUAGAUCACAGCAAGGGAUGCUGAGGUUUAAACCAGUUAAUACGCCUAUGGAGGAAAAUCACAAGCUUGGUGAGUGUACUGAUCAUAAACCAACUAACAAGGACCAAUACUAG
This is a messenger RNA of Prunus armeniaca (apricot), 228 nucleotides long. The record is from the annotation of a GenBank genome assembly. Lineage: Eukaryota; Viridiplantae; Streptophyta; Magnoliopsida; Rosales; Rosaceae.